AGGGAGCGACUCUUGAUCUCAGGGUCAUGAGUUUGAGCCUUAGGCUGGGUAUAGAGAGUAUUAAAAAAUAAACUAUAAAUAGAUAUGCAGGAAAAAAUGUCUACAUUUCAACACUAUGAAAAUACAUAAGAUGAAUAACUAAAGGAAGAUUAAGUGUAAAUGCUAUUAUAUGCCUGUGCAUUCUGACUGUGAUCUGGAAGGGGCCCUGAGGCGAGUGGGUUCUGUCUUCAGCCUGCACAGGUCAGGAAUACUUUGCAUUCUUUGACUUUCAUAACGAACUGUCAGGGCGGGCCCCCCUCUGGAAGGGCGCCGGGAGAGAGCCCCGGCAUGCUGUAUCAUGCAUGAGUAAUACAUCUGAGGAGGUGCUCGUAUCUCUCUCCAAGUUGCGGCUCUAGACGGAAAUAUGGACAGAGAGCAAGAUCUUGGUCCGUGUCCAGUUAGAAGGCUACUAUUGACCCAGAAGACAGGCGAAAGGUGAGGCAGAGAGAGGCAGAUGCCUAUAGCCCUGAUCCUGAGCGUUGGGUCUUGGCCCUGUUCCAGCUUUCAUUUUCGUGAACAGGAAAAUCGAAACUUGAGCUCAGCAGAGAGUUAGUCAGAGGCGUGUCCAUCCUGCCCCUGUGAUAGGCUGCCCCAGCACAUACAUAAACUGAAUCCUGAGGUUCAGUGCAGCCUCAGAGCGCCUGGCCACCAUGUGGAUGCUCAUGCCAAUCGCUUUUGCUGGAAAGCUGCUGAGCGCCUUCAGGAAGCCACUGAGCUCUCUAUGGAGCAGCGUGGUCCCCUGGUUCUUCUGGCUCAGGUCAGCUCUCUGGCUGGCGAGGGGCGAGAGUACCCGGCCACUGCAGAUGAGCCAGGGUGAACUGCAGGAGAGCAGAGGGGAGGAGGAGGAGGGCCCGGACCAGCCCACCACCCCCACCAGCGUCAACUACCACUUCACCCGCCAGUGCAACUAUAAGUGUGGCUUCUGCUUCCACACAGCCAAGACAUCCUUUGUACUGCCCCUAGCCGAGGCCAAGCGAGGGCUGCGGCUGCUGCAGGAAGCCGGGAUGGAGAAGAUAAACUUUUCAGGCGGAGAGCCGUUUAUUCAUGACCGGGGCGAGUACCUGGGCAAGCUAGUGCAGUUCUGUAAAGAGGAGCUGCGGCUGCCCAGCGUGAGCAUCGUGAGCAACGGGAGCCUGAUCCGGGAGCGCUGGUUCCAGAACUACGGUGAGUAUCUGGACAUCCUUGCCAUCUCCUGUGAUAGCUUUGAUGAGCAAGUCAAUGUCCUCAUCGGCCGUGGUCAAGGAAAGAAGAACCACGUGGAAAAUCUUCAGAAACUGAGGGCGUGGUGUCGAGAUUAUAGAGUGGCCUUCAAAAUAAAUUCUGUCAUUAAUCGAUUCAACGUGGACGAGGAUAUGAGGGAACAGAUUCAAGCCCUGAACCCCGUCCGCUGGAAAGUCUUCCAGUGUCUCCUGAUCGAGGGGGAGAAUUCUGGAGAGGAUGCUCUGAGGGAAGCGCAGCAAUUCGUUAUCAGCGAUGAGGAAUUUGAAGGAUUCUUAGACCGCCACAAAGAGGUGUCCUGUUUGGUGCCCGAGUCUAACCAGAAGAUGAAAGAUUCCUACCUUAUUCUGGAUGAGUAUAUGCGCUUCUUGAAUUGUCGGAAUGGGCGGAAGGACCCUUCCAAGUCGAUCCUGGAUGUCGGGGUAGAAGAAGCUAUCAAAUUCAGUGGAUUUGAUGAAAAAAUGUUUCUGAAGCGAGGAGGAAAAUAUGUAUGGAGCAAGGCAGAUCUGAAGCUGGACUGGUAGAGCUGAAAGCACAGCAAGCUUCAACCCACCCCUGGGGACUCUUGCUCAGACUCAAGGUGUGGCAACUUCCGGCAGCGGCGGGUGGCCCCAGAUCUGAUUUUCUGUUGCACAGGCUCUCCGAUUAUCUGUGGUAACUGAACACACAAAUCACUUGGUAAUUGAACUCCAUGAUAAUGCAAAACCAUUAACUUUAGUUAAUUCGCUUAUUUAGGAUUUAGCUCUUUGAGCAGUGUUUUCUGUGACUCCUGUGUUCCCCAAUUUUGAUGUUAUUUUUUCCAGUCCUUUCAUUUGAUAGACUCAGGGUUAUUUUCUGCUAAAUGUUGAGAUGCCAAUUUUCACACCUAGAGCAAUUACAAAAGCUCUCCCCUAAUUAUUCUGCUUGUUGCAACACUCUUUCCUUUCUGUCUUUCUACCACUGAAGUCUUGGACUUUUUACCCAGAAGUCUAGAAACAGUCAGCAGAUGUUUCAAAGAGUAGGAAAUGAUCAUCUCAUCAGUUUUCACUAAGUACCUAGAAGGAGAUCGUUCAUCUGCCCAUGCUCUGCACGACCCCUGACCCAUGCUGACUACUCCAUGAACGUGAGCUAGCUCUGCUGCUCUCCUUCUUCUUCCAAGAGUCUCAGCAAAACCAACAAACCAUUUACAUCUUGUGACAUAGUUGACACGGGGUUGGUGUUUGGGUUGCCUAUGAACCUGUUACUCCAGCCACCUGAGUCCGCCUAGCAACAAUGCAUGAAUUCAUUUGAACACAGUUGUCCCCACAUCUCUGAGAAAUGACACCAUAUGGCUCAGAUGGUUAAGCCUUCAGCUCAGGUCAUGAUCUCCAGGUCCUGGGAUCGAACCCCAUAUAGGGUUCCCUGCUCAGCAGGGGGUUUCCUUCUCUCUCUCCCUUUGCUGCUCCCCCUGCUUGUGCUCUCUCUGUCUCUCUGUCUCUCUCUCUUUCUCUCGCUCUCAAAUGAAUUUAAAAAAAAGAUCUUAAAAAAAAAAGAAAUGACACCUUACUAGAUCGGCCUCAUGUGUUAGGAAAAAGCACUGGGCUAGUGUGUGGGAAAGACUGUGUGGAAAUAUCCAGAAUGUACCUGGAUUUUACGUAAAUUAAGCCAUGGCACAAUACAAUAUAUCUCAACUAAUUCUGAAUCACUUGUUACAAGGAUAUAAUCUGGGUCAAUAGAAGAAGAUCCUGGGCCUUCCUUUUACAGCUUCUUUGGGAAAAUGUCACCUAAACUGGGUCAGGGAACAAAGUCCCCUCCUUGUGGAAAUAUCACAUGCAGUUUGUUUAUGUAAUUUAGGCGGUAUCUCAUUGCCUGGAAAACAAUAAUUUCGUAUCAUUGUUUCAGAAAACAGUAUCAUGGAAAGUUUUUUUGCCCAAGCAUAGAAAAAUUUUAAUCCAGCUGCCAUGCCAAUCUUGGUCACUAGGUGGCAGUAAAUGCUGCCUGAGUCCAUUAAGCAGCCAUAGAGAAAUACCACUUCAUCCAGUUUCCAGACUUGGUGGUUUUGAAAGUUUGGUUUUUGUAAUUUUUUUUUCCUCAGAAAAGAUACUUAAACUUCAAAUUUUAAGUCACUAUAAUUCAACUGAAAUGUUUUUGGGUCCCAUCUCAAACAGGGUUAACAUAAAUGGGUAAAUAAAUAUAUAAAUAAAAUUUAAAAAUUAAUUAACUAAUUAAUUUUUCUAAAAAAGGAUGGGUUAUCAUGCAUUUUCCAUUUUAUUUUGUUUUAUAUUUUAAGAGAAAAAUGAAUUAGAAAGCCUUUUUCCUGUAUGGCUUAAUAUAAUCAGUAUAAACAUAAAAGUUUUUUGUUGUUUUUUUUUUUAAUGUAACAUGAGAGCACUUUGCUGAUCUUCACAUUAUUCAGCAAGAGCAAAUUCAGCCUAGAAAAAUCACGGAUGUGGAAGCACUGAAGAUGUUGUCUGGUAGACAGUGGGGGCUCAAUCGUUAUUUGACACGAAAUCUGGAUGGGAAACCCGCAACCUCGGAGUUGGAAUGAAUUUCUCUCAAAUUCACUCAAAUUCAAAAUGUGAGGAAUUGUAUAACUCUUCCCCCCAAAGGGAAGUCUAAAACAUAAUGAAACAAAACAACUGCACCUGAGAAAUAAGUAUUUUAAAUAUUUUUCCAACUGGUUUGAUACCAGCCCUCCCCUGCUUGAUGCCCUGUCAGGAUUUGCAAUGUUUAAAAUUCCUAAAUGUUUCUUUUUCUUAAGGGGGAGAAAUAAGGACAUAGAGCAUUAGAGUAAAACUCACAUUUGGAUUACAUAACAUUUUGCUUUAUUUUAAAUAGGAGUUUGCAGUUUUGUGAAACCCUCUUUUUUAUUGAAAAGACGGUUGGAACACUCAUAAUGUGCACUGAGUAGUGGGUGGAAAUGUUGAUCACUAUAUUGUACACCUGAAACUAAUAUAACACUCUUUGUUACCUGGAAUUAAAAAAAAUAAUAAUUAAUGAGAAAGAAAGGAAAAUAUCAAAUGGUAAUUUAUCUGAGGCAUCUCAGUGUAAGGCAAAUGUUUGUGGUGAUUUUAAGUGUUUACACUGUAAUGAUAUGAACAGAAUUUUGCCUUAAGAAACCUAGGAAGAUCAGACAGUAUUGGUUUAAAAAGCAUGCAUCAUCUCUGUCGUUUAGUGAUAAAGCACAUGAAGGUUGCCCGUUUUCUAAGUUUGAAGAUGGCUGAGAUCACCCAGCUGAAUCAUCUAGAAUGCAGGCUCUUAUUCUAUCCCCAGGCGUUUGGAGUCCAGUCGUAGGGUUGGUAGAGAGAACCAUGAUGCUAAAACCAGCCAAGUCUCAAUGAGGCUCUAUCAGGCGGUGAUUCAUCUUGUUGGCUGCCCUCUUGUUGAAAGACUAUUUAAUCAGCUGUGAUUAGGGGGAGACUCGCCAUGCUGUAAGGUUUUAAGGCUUUGUCCUGAGUGUACAUAGGUCUCAAUUUUGGGGAAAAAUAUAUUUUUUCUUCAUAUGUGAUGCUCUUAUCAGUCUGAUGUAUUGUAAGAUGUUGUAAUAUAUUAAAAUAUUUUUGUACAGUG
This is a messenger RNA of Zalophus californianus (California sea lion), 4785 nucleotides long. It is a transcript of the gene RSAD2, whose product is annotated as radical S-adenosyl methionine domain containing 2. The transcript is spliced from 6 exons. Bases 690 to 1781 code for a protein of 363 amino acids. Gene Ontology annotation, molecular function: 4 iron, 4 sulfur cluster binding; catalytic activity. NCBI's taxonomy places the organism in Eukaryota, Metazoa, Chordata, Mammalia, Carnivora, Otariidae. The record is from RefSeq and is a predicted model, not a curated record. Gene Ontology annotation, biological process: positive regulation of immune response; defense response to virus. Gene Ontology annotation, cellular component: lipid droplet; mitochondrion; endoplasmic reticulum.